Dentiscutata erythropus is the source of this 216-nucleotide messenger RNA. The record is from the annotation of a GenBank genome assembly. Lineage: Eukaryota; Fungi; Glomeromycota; Glomeromycetes; Diversisporales; Gigasporaceae.
CUACAUUGAUGCGAGGUAUGGCUACUAUCGGACUUAAUAACGUAGGAUUUCAAAGACCAACGAUGUCAGUUAAUGAUCCAACAAAUAUAAGUACUUUUGUUGAAGUUGAUACAACGUCAAAUGAAAUAGACCCCGAAUCUUUAAUAGAUAAUUCACUAGUGACAUCAUCAUCAUUGCCAUCGAAUACUCCGUCAGCUCAAGCAUCAAUUUCUCCCA